ACUCACAACAACUCACAACAACACUCACAACAACUCACAACACUCACAAUAACUCACAACAACAGUACUCACAACAACACUAAGAUUAACACCACUAACAACAUUAACAACGUAAAUAUUAAAAGCAAGCAACACGAACACAACAACAGACAUGGCGUCACGGCUGGCGGAGGAGAUGGCGCUGAGCCAACAGCACGAGGAGAUCCUGGCGCGCCGGGAGGUCGCGCUGAGGGCCGCGGAGCGCCUCGCCGACUCCCGCGCCCAGGGCCUUCCCCGUGUCCUCGAGGCGGCCGAGGCGGCGGCGGCCAAGAGGAGCGCCAUGCUGCAGGCUGUGGACGCAGCAGAGCAUCGUCUGAAGACGCGCAUUGACGCUUCGUCCCGCGCAGACAUCCUCACCCAGCAGGUGAGCACGUGCGAGUGCAGGUACUGGGCGUCGGUGGAGCGCCUCCUGCCGGAUUGGGAAGGCGUCCUGCACAGGCCCGACGAGGCCUCCACUCAGCCUGAGAGCGAUGCCCCCGCCCCACAGGGCAACGCUUGACCCUCCACACAGCCCGACACUGGACCCCCCCACCAACCACAACAAUAAACAAAAACAUUUCAUGUACAUUUGGCAUUCGCGACAUUCUGAUAGCACGAAGGCGAUCCACAAGCGCACUAUGUUCCACAGACGAAGUCUGCGCUCGGCAUCAGCGACGUGAUUUUCCCCAAUGAAAUCAUUUGCAGGUAAAUUAGUAUAUAAACGUGACAUUUUACUUACAACUUGGUACUCUGGAUAGUAUCCGCAGGUCGUCGGUUUUAUCUCCCAGCGUGGCAGAUGAAACUGUGAUCACGUUUCUGAAAUCACACCCCGCCACCUCUGUUCCAGGCAGCAGCUUAAAUAGGGACCACCCCACCACCGUGGGUGGUGGAUCGGCAGGCAGGUGACGCAUGGUGGGAUCAAGUGUGGGCGAUUCCCACCUCUCUCUUCCAAGAUGUCCUGCCAAGUGUGGACAAGUCGUCCAGAUGCCGUCAAGGGGAGACCUCGAGCGUUCGUUCUGGUGGCAGCCCCUUGCACGAGCGAGCAAUGCAGUGUGCAAGCAAUUGCAGGGCUUGACCUUCACCGUUUACUCUUUGGGUAGGAAAACCAUUUGCCCCCCCGCCCCGCCUCUAGCUGGCUGUGCCACUCGCUUGCGCCCUACCACCGCCCCCCCCCCCCACUUUCGCACGGUCGCAGCACUGACCACCAAGCCGCCAGGUGUGAUGAAAUAGAAUGUUCCUUUAUUGUGAACAUGUUUAAACACGCUCAUAAAUAUGGCUAGAUUAUGAAGAUGCUUAAUUACAAACUGGAAAAAAGUUAUAGCGAGUUUCGUCGAUAAUAAAAAAAAGAAAGAACGUGAACGUUGAGAAGACGCGAACGACGACGCGGGCCGGGCAUUCACAGGAGUGGAAUGGAGUUGGUUUACGUUUUGAUUAUUGCACGAGAAAACACGAGACCACCCUGCCCCUAGGUCCCACCGCCCCGAUUCCCCCCCCCCCAACCCACGAAAACCCCUGUCCCUGGGUUCUGGUAACCCCUGAUUAAACCCUCGCCCUGUCCCCGAACCCACAAAUCCCUCCCUGAUUGCCCAGGACCUCUGGGUGUAUGAGAGAGCGUUUUUUUUGCGAGCGACCGAGUGGUUCAUGUGAACACCACUGCAAUCACGAAGCAGGAGGCUCCAGGCCAGCGCCUCCUUACCCCCAAUCCCCCCCCCGCCUCCCAGAGGCACUUCUUCUUGAGUUUCCCUUUGUUCCUGGUCACGUGCAGAGCGAGCUCAAUUUGUUAACGAGCCCAGAGAAGCCUACACAAGAGGCCUACUGCGGCUGCACAAGGCAGCAGAGUGAGUGAUUCCCUCCUCCCAGCCCCAGUGAUUUGUUCAGGUAGGCAACCUCAGCUCACGCAUCUUGGCACGUAUGCAUGGCAGUGUGUGCGAGCGUGUUGGGUGGUGCGUUUGUUGGCACAGUGGGAGCACGGGUGGUGCAUCUAUCAGUCAUCACAGUCAACCCAUGAUAUCUGGGUCUGUCCUGUGACCUGUGGGUGAACCCCUCACAUUUUACGUGGUCUCCCAACCUAUAGGGUGUGUGUGUAGCAACGUGUGUAUAUAUCAUGAUGUGUGUGUAUAUAUCAAGAAAUGUGUGUGUAUCACGGUGUGUGCACCCGUGUGUGUAUCGGGGUGUGUGUAUGUAUCAUAGGCAGCUCCUGUCCCGGUGCACACACCAGCUGCCUGUUUCCUCAUGGCCGCUUGUGUUCGUCCACUAACAGUGGCUUUAUUUUGUAAACGUGAAACAACUGUGUGGACUCACGCUUUUGUUUCGAGACUCUGAACAAAAUAGCAUGAAU
This is a messenger RNA of Petromyzon marinus (sea lamprey), 2356 nucleotides long. It is a transcript of the gene CEP15, whose product is annotated as centrosomal protein 15. NCBI's taxonomy places the organism in Eukaryota, Metazoa, Chordata, Hyperoartia, Petromyzontiformes, Petromyzontidae. The record is from RefSeq and is a predicted model, not a curated record.